Octopus sinensis (East Asian common octopus) is the source of this 3064-nucleotide messenger RNA. Its product is annotated as zinc finger protein 391-like. Gene Ontology annotation, molecular function: RNA polymerase II cis-regulatory region sequence-specific DNA binding; DNA-binding transcription factor activity, RNA polymerase II-specific. Gene Ontology annotation, biological process: regulation of DNA-templated transcription. Lineage: Eukaryota; Metazoa; Mollusca; Cephalopoda; Octopoda; Octopodidae. The transcript has a single exon. The record is from RefSeq and is a predicted model, not a curated record. Bases 18 to 1250 code for a protein of 410 amino acids.
AUCAAAUUAAAGCAGAAAUGUCUGUUGUACGACCAAUUCCAAAACUGACACAGAAUCAAUCUCCAUAUAUUGACCAUGUUCGUAAGUUCCCAAUUGCUCAUUUACACCGGGACCAAACUCUGUAUCAGCACCAUGAGUUGCCAUCUAGUGCCUUAGCAGCCGCAGCGUUGGCAGUGUCGAACAAAAUUCAAGCCGAACUACCGAUCACAAGAGAGAGUGCCUUUCGACCAAUACCACAGAAGAAACCGUCCUCAUCAAUCCCAACGUUAUAUUUGAGCGAUUGUCAGACCUGCAUUCCAAAAGCCACACAUAUCAGCGAACUGCACCGAAUACCCCACUACCUGGAUAGACUUUUAAUACAUUCGUACGAACCAUUUUUCGCUUCCCCUUACUCAAAGAAUGGUUUUCUGACAACUAUGGACCAAACACGCUCGUGUUUCACCUAUGGACUUGCUGAGCAAUGUUUCUCGGCUUUUAAUCCACAUUUUGGACAGUUCGAAAAAUCAAAUUUGAAAGACAAUCUUUGUAAAUUAAAUCUAACGAAUUCCAACUCAACUAUAUUUUCUCAACCUCCACACCAAUUGCCUCCUUUUGAAAAGAACAAGUCUUCAUCAUCACUAUCAGCAGCGGCAGCUGCCAUACAUUCUACACCUUACACACACUGGCAGGACAGUAGUAUUCUUUCUUUUUUCAACUUACCAACAAACCCCAUUUUGGAAGUGAAUACAAGCUCAACAUCGAUUGCAACACCGUCUCCAAGCAAAUCUCUUUCAACUUCAAUUGGAAAAGAUUAUCGACAGCCUAUGAACCACCCGCCCCGCUACCAAUGCGAGGCUUGUAAAAAAAGUUAUGCCACCUUCGGUGGUCUAUCAAAGCACAAACAAUUCCAUUGCGUAUCUCAAGUGAAGCGGGAAUUUAGUUGUAAGUUCUGCUGUAAGUCGUAUGCUUCACUUGGGGCUUUAAAAAUGCAUAUUCGCACACACACACUUCCUUGCCGAUGCAAGUUGUGCGGUAAGGCUUUCAGCCGCCCCUGGCUUUUACAAGGACACAUCCGCACACACACUGGAGAGAAACCAUUUAAAUGUCCUCACUGUGGAAGGGCAUUUGCAGACCGCUCUAACCUACGUGCACAUUUACAAACACAUUCUGACGUUAAAAAAUAUGGAUGCAAAUCAUGCAAUAAAACUUUCUCCAGAAUGUCACUUCUUUUAAAGCAUGAAGACAGUAGCUGCCCAGGUUUACGGAGUUAGCUAUUAAAACAAUAAUAUAAGCUUGCAAUACUCAGAAUAUUUCAGAAGUAACCAGUUUUUGCACACUCUUAGAAAAUCUGGCGUUUAAUUCAUUGUUAGAGCUUCACAGAAGAUAAUUUUUUCCAGUCAUACAUGUUUUAUGUAACAAGAUAAGAGUAAAAUUGUGAGGAGUCGGACAUUAUACUCAAGAUUAUGAUUUUUAAAUGAUUCUAAGCCUUUGUUUUACUGUCAUGUGUGAUAAUUCUCAGUGGGUGGAACGGGUUGGCAAAGAUCAUGUCACGGCCCAUCCUCCUCUAACUAUCCUAUAACAAGGAAUUAAGGCCUCGGUAGAAGUCAUUUGUAAAGUGUCAGCAAUUGGAAUCUUAUUCAUCUCCAAGCUGCCUGACACAGACUUAUCUCCGUCACACCCAAAAUUUGCCAACUGUAAUAUAAUCGGAAAUAGAUUUACCUUCAUACUGUCAUACCAUCAGUAACAGAUUUAACUUUAUGCCGUCACAAACUAUUGUACUGGCAUUAAGUUACAGAUCAACUAUAAUGCCGUGGAGCACAAAUUUGCUGUCACACUACGAGAUACGGGUCUGCUUCCAUACUAUAGAACACAAAUAUACUGUAAUUUUAUUGAUGACGGGUCUAUUACCAAACGCUGUUGAUCACAAAUCUACACUUUGCUAAACUUUCAAUGUAAUAAUAUUUCCUAUGCCCCACAUCAAAACACAUACAUAAACACAGACGCCUCCUACGGUGUACGAACAUACUAUAUAUCGGCUGACGGCCUUGUAUAACUUUUAUACUGUGGUUUCAUUUUAUAUUUUAAUAUCAUAUUCCAUAUUUUCACUUGCUUUUACGAUGUAUUCCACGAAGUAUUCUUUUCUUCUCUUUUUCUUUUUGCGGGAGGACUUAUUAUCAUUGUCUUCCACUAAACUAUUAUGUAAUCGUAUUUUUCACGUAUAAAAAACAUGCCUAAAUGCUGUCAUACUUUUACAGUACUGUCUUGUACUAGUCUCUUGUAAAUUCUACGCUCCAUUUCUUUAUUUUGAGAAGUUUGUGAUAAAUAAGUGAAACAGAAGCAUCAAGUGUUUCAGUAACUGAACAGAAACCCAAGAUUCUUCUGUCACAAAGAGCUUAGAAGAAAGCUUCAAUGUGACCGCUCGAUAGGCUUCAAAUGGCAACCAAAUGUUACUCAAAUCUCUCUCACUCAAAAACGGAAUGACCACAGCUAUAAUGCCUUUGCUCAAAUGGUUUGCUCAAUGAGGGCUAACCUGACCAAAGGUAAACAUUAAACAACAGCAGCAAUGAUAAUCUUCUACAGUAUAGCCGACACUCGACUAUUAUGACUUUUUUUAUGAACUAGAAAAUAGAGAAAACAUAGCUACUGAUUGUAGCUUCUUGUACUUUAGUAACACUUCAAAGAAAUUAUUGUAUGAAGAAAAGUAGUUGAAUACCGGACUAAAUGCUUCGUCAUAUUUACUUACGAUCUUUUUUGUAAUUUCAAAUCCCCUAAGUAUUCACCGUUGUCGUCGUUGUCGUCGUUGUUUGGUUACAGAUCGGCUCCCGUUGAGCAGACCUAUAAUCAAAAGCAUUCCAUUAACAAUCAUUUUGUCUUUCUCUCAGGAAUUGCGUAUCUAGUAACACGUUAUCCAAUACACCUCCACAUUUCCCCCCAAGAUGAUAUGGUUUAAUUUGUGAAAAAUAUAGCUACUGUCUUUUGCAAGUAGAAAGGAUCCCGUAAAGGAUUCCUGGUUGUCGCGAAAUUAAAAUUGUAUAUUUAUGAGGCAAAAUUUGUAUUGAUUGUUAUUAAAUUCUUCGUACUGAAA